AUGAAGCGCAUUCCUGACGAACCCCUCAGCAAAGCUUGGCUAAAGCUCUCUACAUUUGACAAAGAGAACAUAGCAAGGCAGACUGCUGAGUAUCUGCUACAACUUCGCAAACUCCAGUCCGAUAAAAUGCAAGCUCUUGGUGGCCGUCCGAUUUACUCCAACUUCCUAUUUCAGGAUAGAGAAGUUGAGCUUCCUCACGGUCCUCUGGCAUCUGAGGACGAACUUUGGACAGACAUGGAGCGUGGUUUGAGAGAAACUGUGCCCAAGGCUGCACGCAUGCGUCCUCGAAAAUGUAUGCCACCGGCCGCGCCAUAUACCUUUACACACGGUGGCCUCACAAAUGUCAAUAUCAUGGUUGAAAACGGCUGCCUUACUGGCAUUAUUGAUUGGGAGAUGUCCCGGGUACUUCCCAGUGUGGUGGGAGUACGUUUGUACCUCGGUUCCUGA
This is a messenger RNA of Monascus purpureus, 447 nucleotides long. Lineage: Eukaryota; Fungi; Ascomycota; Eurotiomycetes; Eurotiales; Aspergillaceae. The record is from the annotation of a GenBank genome assembly.